CCUUUAUAUAAUUUUGUCAAUAUAUUCCUUUCAGGAUUAAAUACAAUCUCGUUAUUUAUUCAAUAAAUUAAUAACUUACAAAUUAAAUUACAAUCAUUUAAGAUGGAAAAAUUGUUUGUCCACUUAAUAAGAAGAAGCGAUGAAUAUUUUGAAUUAGCUGGACUAUCCGAAGAUAAGCGGUUAUGGUUUAGCUUACCAGAUGAACAUAAAAAUUUAUAUGAACAUAAGGUAUUAUCAUCAAAAACCACCAUUAAAAGUGCAAUUGCUGCUAUUAAACCGAUUAAUGGUUUCCGAAAAAUUGGCAUUAAAUUAGAUGAGGAUUUGAAAAAAGAAUAUUUUGAUGAAGAUGGAAACCUUAGCUACAAAAACUAUCCGUUACAGGAAUCUGUAGUUUUUUUUGAUGUGAGUGAAAAACUCCAAGAAGAAAAUUUUUUAAUUAAAAGAAUCAAGGAAUUAGAAUUAAAAUUAAAUGACAAAGAUGAGAUAAAAUUGCAAAAUAUAGAAAAGAAGUUUGUUCUUGAUAAAUAUGACAAAACACAAAACCCUUCUGAGUGGUUUUCUAAAUUUGAAAGUGAAUGUGACCGAAAUAAAAUAAAAAGUGGUACCCAGAUGAUUGAAGCUUUACGAUUUUUUGUCGCUGGAUCGGCCAAACACUGGUAUGAAGGAAAUUUGAAAAAAUUUGGUCUAACUAAUUGGUCUGAAUGGCGAAAUUCAUUUUUUUCCAUUUUUAUUGACAAAGGUUGGACAGCUGUCAGAAAAGCAUAUACCUAUAAAUACUUAGGCGGCUCAUUGAUCGAUUACGCUUUAACAAAAGAAAAUUUAUGUUUAGAAGUAGAAAGUGAUAGUACUAUGAGUUCCAGAAUAAACUUGAUUGUAAUGGGUUUACCAUCUCAAGUUCAAGACGAGCUAGAUCGCGAAGACAUUAACACUAUAAAAAAAUUAUACAAUGAACUCCGAAAGCUAGAUGGUCAAUAUAAUAAACGUUCGAAAGAAAAUAAACCAUAUGAUAAUCGGCAUGAAAAAACAAAAUUAGGAGAAUCGACUAAAAAGAAACAAAUUGAUAUACCCUUGAAAAAACCAUGCUACAUGUGUGAAGCUCUUGGUUGGAAAAAUCGAUUUCAUCCCUCUAACGAAUGCCGAAAUAAAAUACUGUACGCUCAGAAAAAAGAAUCUAAUUUAAUUGAAACGAAAUCUGAUUCAGAAAAUGAGGCUGAAAUGAUGAAAAUGGAAAUUGACCGAAAUUCUUUAAACUAGAGA
Chrysoperla carnea is the source of this 1257-nucleotide messenger RNA. RefSeq lists its product as uncharacterized. The record is from RefSeq and is a predicted model, not a curated record. The transcript has a single exon. The coding region runs from base 103 to 1254 and encodes 383 amino acids. Lineage: Eukaryota; Metazoa; Arthropoda; Insecta; Neuroptera; Chrysopidae.